AUGAACUCCAAAAAGAAUUCCACCAUUAUUUUAUCACAUUCAGGUGAAAAUACCAUACCUGAGUCAUCACAGAAAAAAGAACAAAAUAAUGCAAAAUCAAGCAGUUAUAAUUCUUUCAACUUAUUUAGUUUGAAAGGUUAUGAUAUGCCACAAACAUUAGAAGAACAAUUAAAAAAAAAAGAGAUACGAAAAUCUUCAGAACAAAAAACUCCAUAUAAUGUGAAUAGAAAUAUUUUAUUAUUUGUGUAUUUUGCAUUAAUUGUUUUAACAAAUCGAUUGUUUUUUGGAUGGCCAAAUUUAUCAAAUUUAUUAUUUAGAGAAGACACAUAUAUAUGGAAAUGCAAAAAGAAUUCUGAUGGAACUUAUGAUAGAGUACCAGAUAAAAGAUAUGUGUGUGAUGAUCAAGAUAAAGCAGUACAAACAAUUUUUGUCUUUGGUUCCUCUGCAUAUUUUGCUUUUUCUUUUUUUAAUGGAUUAAUAGUAGACUAUUUAGGUUCUAGGUUUAGUAUGUUAUUAGGUCAUAUUUUAAAUUUAAUUGGAUGGAUAUUAAUUCUUGUAUCAAACGAAAAUUUUGAUGCAUAUGUUAUUGGAGGUAUAUUUACAUCAGCAAGCAUUGAUUUAGCAUCUUUUUCUACUUUAAAUGCAUCUGGUUUAUAUCCAGGAAAUGAAAAUUUAAUUGUUAAUAUAAUUUCUGGUGCAGGGUCUUUAUCUACUGGUACUAUGACUAUUCUUGAUUUAAUAAUAAGUGGUCUGAACUUAUCUUUCAAAACAUUUAUGCUUUGGUAUAUGUGCAUUAGUGUUGGAUUUUUUUUUAUAAUAACUAUUUUCCUUUUUCCUAGAACUAGGUAUUUUAGGCAAUAUGAAUUUGAUAAUUAUUACAAAAAUAAAGAAAUUAAUUUAGUAGAAAAGGAAGAAAUGGAUACGAUGAAAAAAGUUGAUGAGAACAAUUAUGUAUUACAAAAUGUUGAAAUACAAGAGGAUAUAGAAAUGGAUAAUAUGACUUCACGUAAAAGCGAUUAUAAUGAAAUGGGAAUAAAUGAAAAUAGAAAGGUAGAAGAUUAUGCUAGUACAAAUAAUAGUAGUAUUACUUCUAAAAAAAAACAAAACAUAUUUAAAUCUACUACAUUUAAGGAUUUAUUCAACAUUUUUACCUGUGCUCACUUUUUAUGCUUAUGGAUAUAUGGUCCUUUAAAUGCUAUUUAUAACACUUUUUAUUAUAGUGUUGUAGAAAACAUUUUAUCAAAAGAUAAAAAUGAUAUACUUGGUUAUAUUUUGCCAUUUUCUUUUAUACCAUGUGUAAUACUAGGAAAUAUAACAGACAAAUUUGGUAUUAUGAUUAUGUUUGCAUAUGAAUUACUUUUUGCAAUGUCUAUGUAUGCUUUUAGCUAUUCCAAAUCAAGUAUUGCUCAAUGGAUAUCAGUCAUUUCAAAUACUUUAUAUUCAGCUUGUGCAAAUGGUCAAUUAUGGACUUUCAUAUCUUACACUUUUAGUUCAAAAUAUCAUUCAACUCUUAUUGGGUUUUUAAAUUUUGUUUGUGGUAUUGUGUCUUUUGUUCGAUUAUUAUUAUUUGAAUGGGCUAAAUAUACCAAUUAUGAUUUUACUUAUAUUAACUUACUUAUUAUAUGUAUGAUCGGUGUUAACAUAGCUUUAGCAAUUGCUCUUGUAUUUAUUAGAAAGAUUAAGGGAGAAAAAGUUAUUUACGGAGAUGAAAAUCCAUCAAAAUAA
This is a messenger RNA of Plasmodium gallinaceum, 1725 nucleotides long. RefSeq names its product transporter, putative. The record is from RefSeq and is a predicted model, not a curated record. Gene Ontology annotation, biological process: transmembrane transport. The coding region runs from base 1 to 1725 and encodes 574 amino acids. Gene Ontology annotation, molecular function: transmembrane transporter activity. The transcript has a single exon. NCBI's taxonomy places the organism in Eukaryota, Apicomplexa, Aconoidasida, Haemosporida, Plasmodiidae.